UUACGCGCAGAUUUCAAAACAAAACAAUCAGAAGAAGGAAGAUGGCCUUUGCAUUUCCUGAACUUGCCAUUCCGGAUAUCGUUUCCUCUCUGGAUGAAUUGUGUGGACUGCAGCUCAAAGAAACUUCAUUCAGCAAACCAGAUCCCUUGCAAUGGAUAGAGAUAUUUCGAAGACUCAUGUGCGACAUCACGGAGUCGUCUGACGAAAAUCUACAGGAGCCACUGUUGCUCUCACAAGACCUGGAGUAUCCCGAGAUCUACACAGAUGCUAUGGCAAACAUGACACUCAUACGGAUCAUGGGCCGAAUAAUGCCGACCAUGUACAUCAACGAUUUCUCCGCCAGAGAUAUCUACUUCCCAUCAUGUGAACGGUUGAAGAAGAUAUGCAGCAGCAUAAUCAACUUCCUGCGUUUCAAGGCUACCCGUAUGAUUGCGUAUGAGGAUAUGCGAGCUGAUGUGGAGUCUGAACGAGAGCAUCACGAGACCUUAUUGAGGAGAAAUGAGGAGCUGAAACAGAAGAUCAACAAUAUCAGGGCAGAGAGGGCUGAACAGGAACCACUGGUGGCUCAGGUCCAGGCAGAUGUAGACCAGUUGUCAAUCGCAAUGCAGGAACAACAGAGAAACAAGCAGACAUUGACCAAGUCCAUCUACGACAUCAAGUCCAAUAUUACAAACAGCAAGGCUAGACAGGAUGAGUUGAAUUGUCGAGUUCUGAAACUAAAAGAACAGGAGGGCCACUUAGCGCUGAAGAUCGUGCAGUCACCCGCCAAGGUGAUGGCUGAACAGGAAGGGUUGAAACAGCGCGUGCAAGAGGCUCGUGAUCUCCUGCAACGAAAACAGCUCCGGCUCACGGAGAUAGAGAGACAGCGUAAGGACAUCAAGCAGACGGUCAGUAACCUGGAGAAGGGCCUCGCCUUGCUGGAGCUCAUACAGAAGUCUGUAUACAUGGAGAUAGAGAGACAGCGUAAGGACAUCAAGCAGACGGUCAGUAACCUGGAGAAGGGCCUCGCCUUGCUGGAGCUCAUACAAAAGUCUGUUGACAAAGAAAGUGAGGUAGCUGCGGAUGUGUCCGUCCUUAUUGAGCAAGUACAGGAAGUAACGGAGCAGAUUCAUGAAACAGAAUGUCAGAAGGAACGCGUCCAGGAAUUACUGCGGGGCCGUCAGGAGCGACUCUCGAAACUGGCCAUUAUGCAUCAGAACAAAGUCCACAUCCUGCAACAGCAGAUAAUGGCUGAUACGGAAGAGAAAGAUAAUUUUGAAAAGAAGGUUGCAAACGACUCCGAGAAAAAAAGCCACUUGUUACAAUACCGUAAACGCAUGGAGGAAGAUGUCCACAGAUACCAGAAAAACAUCGAACAAAAAGUGGAGGCAUUGAAAAACAAAUAUGGUCAGCUUUUGGAAAAGACUGAUGAGUAUAACACAUGUAUCGCAGAUGAAUGGAACAAAGUUCGACAGUUGUUGAAAAAGUGACGCUUUGUACGUGUACAUAACAUCACCAUGUUCAUCACAGUGCUAUCUAACACGCAGCAAAACUUUCAUGCAAUAUCACAUUGUUUGCCAUUCACAUGCAGUUUUUGUAACAUGGUUAAAGAUUUUGUCAUUCUUACUGGAUAUGGUCACAUUGUUUGCUUUUAAAUGCUUAGCAUGUAGAAAUAUAAAAUAAUACUUAAAUACAUGAAUUUAUUUUGUGGCAUUCUAACUUUUCGCAUUCUUACUCUUCAAAUCUAAAAGACUGUGAGUAUAAUCUUAGAAUGAUGAGCUAAAUAUACUAUGAAGGUCAUUCAUAUCCCCCAAUGCAAAAUGGGCAAAGCUUGCAAAACAAUACUGAAAUUUAGAUUGUCAGUCAUUCAAAGAAAAGAGUUUAGGUAUUAUCAAAGCCUUGAGGUUGUCUUCUUUGUUGUAGAGCAACAUUGGCUCAAUAAAACUCAGUCCUGGGCUAGUAUUCAAUAUUGAUAUUAUCCUUAUCUUUAGACAUGCUUCAGUGAUUCCAUUCAGUCUAUUGGUCAGGCUGGUCAGCUAAACAUACAGGCCAAUCGAAACAUUUAGUUUCUGAUCUUAAAUCAAGCUCAGCACGCUAUUUUCGUUUUGGUAUAAAUUGCGUAAUAUUCUCUUUUUAAAGAGUUUUGAGGCUUGUAAAGGAAAUUAUAUUUGAGAUCAAAAAGAAAAACUACUUUUUGUUUUAUAAAAUCAUAUUUAAGUAAGUAAUUUUGCUAAAUAAAAUAAGAUGCUGAACCGAGUUACGCUUAAGAAAUUUUGUUCAAAUCCAACAUGGUACACAUUUUAUCAGUGGCAAUACACACAUGUAUGAUAAGGCCUAUAAUGUCACAUUAAAAUUUAAUACAACCAUAGUAGUGUUUGUCAGGCUAAAUAAUGAUGCCUUUGCACAAAAUAUUCAAAUUUUAUUGAAUUUCCAGGCAUCAUUUGUAUCUAUUAAAUGAUGAUUACCUUAUUGCAUUCUUUAACUAUUUUCUUUCCUCCUUUAUCGACCAUAUAUACCAUGUAUAUAUUUUCUUUUCUUCAUUUAUUUAUUUUCUUAUUUUCUCAUCUCUGCAUUUCUAUUUUUUUUACUCUGACUAUAGAUUUUGUUAUUUUGGUCAUUUUGAAUAAAUUUGAUGCAACUUA
Molecule: messenger RNA, 2621 nt
Organism: Mya arenaria
Lineage: Eukaryota; Metazoa; Mollusca; Bivalvia; Myida; Myidae
Product: kinetochore protein Nuf2-like
Exons: 14
Coding region: 42-1469 (475 amino acids)
Cellular component (GO): Ndc80 complex; kinetochore
Source: RefSeq, a predicted model, not a curated record